UAGUGGCAGCAGCAGCAGCAACAUCUAACCCAAAGGAGCCUUGUAUUGCCACCUCGACCAGCAAAAAGCCGCCAAAAUGCUUCCGUUCCGGCGUGGAGCGGCCUGGCAAACGCUCUUCCUGCUCUGCGCUCUCGCCUAUUGCAUAAAUGAGGCCAGCAGCGAGGGACGCGUGGUCUGCUAUUACACAAACUGGAGCGUCUAUCGCCCGGGCACGGCAAAAUUCAAUCCGCAGAAUAUCAAUCCCUAUCUGUGUACACAUUUGGUGUACGCUUUCGGUGGAUUCACCAAGGACAACCAGAUGAAGCCCUUUGACAAGUACCAGGACAUUGAGCAGGGUGGCUAUGCCAAGUUCACCGGACUCAAAACGUACAACAAGCAGCUAAAGACCAUGAUUGCCAUUGGCGGCUGGAACGAGGCCAGCUCUAGGUUCUCCCCACUGGUGGCCAGUGGUGACCGUCGACAGCAGUUCAUCAAGAAUAUUCUAAAGUUUCUGCGACAGAAUCACUUUGAUGGCAUCGACCUCGACUGGGAGUAUCCGGCGCACAGGGAGGGCGGUAAGUCCCGGGAUCGGGACAACUACGCCCAGUUUGUGCAGGAACUGAGGGCCGAAUUCGAGAGAGAGGCGGAGAAAACGGGACGAACGCGCCUGCUCCUGACCAUGGCCGUGCCAGCGGGCAUCGAGUACAUUGACAAGGGCUACGAUGUGCCCAAGCUGAACAAGUACCUGGAUUGGUUCAAUGUGCUCACCUACGAUUUCCACUCCUCCCACGAGCCCUCGGUCAAUCACCAUGCUCCCUUGUACUCCCUGGAGGAGGACUCUGAAUACAACUAUGACGCCGAGUUGAAUAUUGAUUAUUCCAUUAAAUACUACCUGAAGGCUGGCGCUGAUCGUGACAAGCUUGUCUUGGGCAUCCCCACAUACGGACGAUCCUACACUCUGAUCAACGAGGAGAGCACAGAGCUGGGAGCACCAUCGGAGGGUCCUGGAGAGCAGGGCGAUGCCACACGCGAAAAGGGUUACCUGGCCUACUAUGAGAUCUGUCAGACCCUCAAGGACGACCCCGAGUGGACCGUGGUCCAGCCGAACGCCAAUGUGAUGGGACCCUAUGCCUACAGACGCAACCAGUGGGUGGGCUACGAUGAUGAGGCCAUUGUGCGCAAGAAGGCAGAGUACGUGGUGGCCCAGGGACUGGGAGGCAUCAUGUUCUGGGCCAUUGACAAUGAUGACUUCCGCGGCACCUGCAAUGGAAAACCGUAUCCUCUGAUUGAAGCCGCCAAGGAGGCCAUGGUGGAGGCAUUGGGACUGGGCAUUAAUGAGGUCGCCAAGUCAAGUGGCCCGCAGAAACCUUCAAGAUCUCGCAGUCGCGACAAUGCCAGCACCCGGAAUCGUCUUAAUGGCAAGACCGAAGCACCAGCCAACUCGAGAAGACCUAGUGCACCCCGACGACCAGCCAUAAGCUCCACCACAAGCACGCAGGCACCACCGCCAAGUACCACCUUCAAGCUGACCGAGGCCGAGGGAUCUUCCCUUUACAUUGGAGGCAGAGGAUCCACCACGCCGCCGCCGCCAACCACUCCCGAUCCGGGUUCAGACUUCAAGUGCGAGGAGGAGGGCUUCUUCCAGCAUCCGAGAGACUGCAAGAAGUACUAUUGGUGUUUGGAUAGCGGACCGUCGGGUCUGGGAAUUGUGGCCCACAUGUUCACCUGUCCAUCGGGUCUGUACUUUAAUCCUGCCGCCGAUUCCUGUGAUUUUGCCCGAAAUGUGCCCUGCAAGACCAAAAAAUCAACCACUGCGGCUCCAGUGACCACUAGUACCUCAACCACCACAACAGCGCGACCGAAUCGUGUGACAGCGGCGCCCACGGCCCGUCCAGUCUAUCCGCGACCCACCACUAGCACCAGCACAACGACAACCACAACCACGACAACGCCAGCGGCAAUUGAGGAGGAUCUUGAAUACGAAGAAGAUACCGAUGAGCUGUCGCCGAGCAAGUCAACCGAUGCCGAGGAGGAUCCACAGGUUAUCAAGGAGCUGAUCGAUUUGAUUCGUAAAGUGGGCGGUGUGGAGCAGCUGGAGAAGCAUCUGCUGCGCAACAAGGAUGGUUCCAUCACUUUGAAGGAGAACUCAGCCAGCGGAGCCGCCACCACACCCUCUACCAUUAGUAAAUCACUGUAUGAUCGUGUGCUGAGUCGUCCUGGAACCUUGAGUUCCUUCACCCGCAACCGAUUCAAGAUCAGCGAGGCCACCGAAACCAGCACAGAGGCCAGUUCAUCGAGCAGCACCUCCAGCGGCACAGGCAACAACUACUCCAAGUACUCCUCUGUUCUCAGGGGAAACAGUCGCCAGGGGCCGCAGAACGAGGGCAUUGAAAAGCUUGCCGAGUUCGAUGGCUUCCUGAAGGAGCGCAAGCAAUAUGUGACUAUCAAUCGACAUCGAUCUGCCGGUCAGGGCGAAGAGGAGGAGACCCAGGAACAGCAGGAGGAGGAGCAGCAACUGGCCGAUGUGGCGACCACAACGCGUCGCCCCUUGAGCUCAGUCACGCCCUCCUAUACGAGUCUCAGGCGCACUCGCCCAACAACAGUAGCUCCAGCUGCCGAUCAUUCGCAGGAGGAGGUGGAGGAGCAAACCCAGACGCCGGUGAAGUCCUAUGCCACCUUGAGCCGUACCCGAGGACGUACCACCGCGGCACCAUCAGAGGUCACAGAAGCGUCGCCCAGUUCAACAACUAAUCGGUACAAGUACUUUGAGCGCACGCGACCCACAAAGAGUGCCACCGCCGAGGAUGUCGAGGAUCCUCUCGAAGAGGAGGAGGAGGAAUACGAGGAUGAGGCGCUCAAGGAGCAUGUUACGGUACAGAGCAAACAAACAACAAAUACACGUAAAUAUGCGAGCAUUGGUCGCAGAACCACAACCACAACAGCAACACCAGAAACAACAACAACAACAACCGCCGGCACUGAGACUGCCAAGGCCAGCACCACCAACUCAACCACCACCAACAACAACAACAAGAACCACUACAACAGCAGCAAUAACUACAACAAUGUGAAACUGAAUAACCAAAUACCAACAGAAGAGAGCACCACAACCACUGCAACACCCAGCACCAUCCAACCCGAAACCACAUCCACUACAACCACCACAACUAACGAACCCACUGAACCAAAUGAAAGCACCACCUCAACCACCACCUCAGCCAUUAACAACCUGCAUACCACCACACCCACCACACCACUUGUAGGCUCCACUAUCCCACCAACCUCUGGCCUCGACUCAGACUCCCUGCUAGCCAGCGAGCCGAGCGAGCCUGCCAAUCCCACCCAGCCUCCCCUCAAUCCCGACUCAGCCACAACGACCACCUCAACGGAACCCGAACUGGUCAGCACAACAACCACAACGACGACGACUCCAAAGACCACAACCACAACGACAACAAGCACGGGCAACAGCGAACUGAAUGACGUAGACAACGUGGACAGCGAGAACAGUGAGGUAACAAAAACCAAGACACAGUAUGGCAACAAGUAUGCUACCACCAACCGUCGACGUAUUACCACAACAACAACGAAUAGCAACAGCAACAACAAUGCAGAAGCUGCGAACGAUGCUAGUCCAACAAGAAACGGUUUGAGUAGUUUAAAUAGCUUUAGAACAAACCCGGGCAGAAGGCAACCCACCCAAGAACCCAACCACGAACAGACCACCGUCGAACCGAGUCCCAGUGUCUCUAGUCCCAGACCCUUUGGUUAUCCCCGACGUCGUACACGACCCACAGCCAGCACCAGCACCAGUAGCACAGCACCCCAAACCGACAAUGAUAACAAUACCGAUAACGAUAACUUAAACGUAAACGAUAACAUAAACGAAACCGAUGCCGUUGCGAAGGUAGUGAAGAAGACACGACUAUCCCCAGGGGAUAGGCCCAAGAAUCGUUAUCAAUUGAGCCGCACCAGAGGCACCACCACAACCACACCACCACCAUCGACGUCAACACAAUCCCCGACAGCAGCCAACGCCAGACGAUUGGCCUUUGGGGCCCGUCAGCGCGCCCAGGUAACUAAACUAACCCUAGUCGAGGAGCAGACUGCCGAGGAGACCGAGGCCAAGGCACAGCCCCACGAACCGGUGGAGGAUGAUGCCGCAUCCGUAGCCGAAACAGAGUCCAAUGAAGACAGCACUGAAACUGGAACAACAACGACCACCCGGCCCACACCCAAGCGCAUCCGUGUCCUUAAAUUCCGCAGACCCCUGAAUAGCAAUAGCAAUAGUUCCACCGUAGAUAGCACCACUAAUAGCGCCACUGACACUAACCCAGACACCCAGACCACUGCCACUGCCACACCACCAACCACCACAAGCAACACCAACACCACCGUAGGCACCAACGGCAAGCGUUUCCGCAAGAUUGUGCGAAAGCUGCGACCGGUGGACUCGAGCACCGCCGCCAGUGUGGACAACUCCGAGGAGACCACCCGCAAGCCCUUCGUUCCCAGCCACAGCAGAUUCGUGGACCAAGAGCAGAACCAGACUGACCUAUUGAGUCUCCGGCAACGGCUCAAGGAACAGCAGGCCAAGGGUGAGCCCCAAGAUGGUGUCAUCAGUAGUCGAUUUAAGGCAUCGGGCCAAAAGGAUGACCAGGAGAACGUGUCCGAUCUGCAAAAGUUGAGGGACAAGGUAAAGGCCGAGCAGGCUCGGGGUGAUGGUGACCAGGGCGUGAUCAAUGAUCGCCUGAAAAAGCUGCUGGCGGAGAAAUCCACCGGCACUUCACGACAAGGACAAGAUUCCGCUUCGCCGGCCAGAGACGAUGAGCAGUCCUCGUCCGUGUCCUCACCACGGCCCUUCUUCAAGCGUAAGUUGGUGGCCCGCAGACCCUACACACCGUCCUCGGCGAGUGGCGGAUCACCGGGUACCACAAAGGCACCGCUUGCUUUUAGCACCUCUCGGCCAACGGCAAAGUUUGUGCGCCGCAAGAAUGGCAGAUUCGAUCCAUUCAACUCGAGUGUCCGUAACCGGGGAGAAGGUUUUGUGAGGAGCGACCCACGAGGUGCCAGAUUACCGGGAACCGAUCGCUUCAAGACCCAAGGAAACGAGGAUGACGAAGAGGAGUUGGAGGCACAGCAGGAGCACCCUCUGCAGAAUCAAUUCGGAACCAAUUUGCGCAGACCAUUUGUCCCGAAAACGCGUCCAGUUCUUGAUAAAUCCAAGACUCAGCAGGAAGAUGGAGGCGAGGACAGCGAAGAGGAUGAUGAGGAGGAGGACGAGGAUUCCGAAGAAGAAGGCGACGAGGAGGAGGAUGAGGACGAGGAAACUGGGGAGAAGAAAACGACUGGCGGCGAGGAGAAGCCCUCUGAGGACACGAACACCAACAAACCCAAGUUCAAUUCCCCUUACAGGCCCAAGGAUAACCGCAUGCCACCCGGCAGCCGUCCCAACUUUGGAACCACCGGCAGUGGGGCACCCACCGCACCCGGCAACGUGCCCUUCAAUCCCCGCAACCGACCACCCACCGGACCUGGCAGCUCCAAUACCAACAAUCCACCCAAUCGCUUUGGCAGCACCAAGAGACCACGAGUGGUCAACCGACCGCCAGGUGUGGCCUCACCCAACCUGACCCUGAAGCCGGUGGCCAGUGACUAUGAGCGAACCACUCCACUGACGCCACUGAAACCGGCACCAUUCAUACCCAGCAAUACCAGGAGCUACGAAAGGAAGUACUCGGGACCAUCCACAGAGGCGGCGGAGACCGCCAGCGAGAAUUCGCUGAUCGAGGAUCUAAAUAUCGAUGCACUGAAUGCGAGGAACAAGAAGAUAUUCGACAAGCACAGCAAGAAGCACACCACGCUGAAGCCCAAGGUGUCCAAGGUGGAAACGGAGGCGGGCGUGGGCCUGGGAGCGGAGGUGGAGACCGGAACCGAGGUGGCCACCGAGGAGGAGACCACCUUCAGCGCCGAUCAGGGAUAUGUGACCACCACACCCAGUACACCAGCACCACCACCACCACCAUCACCACCCAGCACACAGUUAGACACAGCCACAGCCACCAAUACAGACACGCCACCAGAAACUGAAACCGAAACUGAACCCGUAACCGAUACCGAGACAGCGACCAAUGCUAAUGAAGCCACUUCCUCCGUCAAUUCACAGGAUCAGCCUAACCACACCACCCAGUCGAGCACCACCCAGGCCCCGCCACCGGCCACCACACUGCUGCACGUGUUCACCCUGAUCGAGGGCGAGGGCGAGGGCGAGGAUGAGCAUACCACCACGCGAAGGCCGGCGGUGAGGCUCCUGCCCACCAUCCAGACGGAGGUGGUGCCCAAGCACAAGGUGGUCGAGAUCAAUCGCAUCGUCGAGAUCAAUUCCAAGCAGGCCAAGGCCGCGCAGCGCAAAUCCAAGGCCAACCAGGACUUUGGUACCCUGCGUGUGGAGUCGCUGCCCCAUGUCGAGCAGCUGGGCGAGAUCAGUGUGGUGAAGUACGUGCACCUGGUGGAUGGCAGCGAUAUACAGAUCAAUGACGGUCACAGCACCGUCGCCGACUACACGCCCACGGAGCCCACGACCCGAGCCAGCGGGCAGAGCAACUCGCCGCCGGUAAGGAAUUCCGUGCCGGAAACGGAAGGCAGCGAUCGGGAUGGCAAAUCCCUGCUGCCCGAGGUCCUAAGCGGAGCUCUGGAAACCUCAACCAUCUCGCUGGAGGGUCUCUUCGACUCGGCUCGAAAGGGCAAGCAGCUGAGCACCAAUAGCAUCUUCGCCGGAGGAGAACUGCCAACGGAGGAGGAGGAGAGCACCACCAUCUUGAGCAGCAGUGCCAGUGCCACGGAGAACGGCGAGAGCACCACCCUGGCACCCACAUACCCGCGCCAGCCAUCAACUGCCAGCGUCGCUGUCUCCCGUCGUCCAGUGCUCAGUGUGCGCCGGCGCAUUAUUAACUCACCAGCGUCGGCGUCGACGGAGGCCACCGCCACCACACAGAGCAUAGAACCAGCCACAGCGACCUCCAAGUAUGGACGACUGCGCAGUCGCCCCUCAGCAGCAGCAGCAGCAGCAGCGACGGCAGCAACAACUACAGGGGCAGCAGGAACCACAACUGUGCCGGCAGCAACAUCUGCUGCUGCUAGCGGCAGAACCAACAACAGUUACCUGAACAAGCUUAAAGCCAAGAGCUCAGCAGCAGCAGCGGCAGGCGCAGGCGCAGGCGCAGCAUCCGGUGAAGCAGCAACGCAAACGCCAACAACCAGCAGCAGCAGCAGCAGCAGCAAUGACAUCACACAAAAGCAGCACAAGUUUCAGCCAGCAAGCUUUGCGCUGCGACGCCAAUUCCAAACGCGGCGGCUGACAACCUUCGCGCCGGCGACCAAUGGCGAUGAGAGCGCCACCGAAGUGCCACGAACCCAGAAUCCACUUUUCAAACGCCGCCUGACCCUGAUAUCCACCACACCACCAUCGGCCCGCACCACCUUCCUGCCCAGCUCCUCGGCCCUGGAGACCACCACCAGCCUCUAUCUGAGCGAUGACGAUGAGGACCAGGUGGCCAAGUCCAGUAUCCAUACGAGCCGCUUUAAUCAGAUACCCGAGCAGGUGCGAUCCCGCGAGGAGUACGAGUUGCCAUCGCCACCAGUAGGAGCAGCAGCACACCUGCUUAGUCCAGCUAACACCACCCAUGCACCACAGCCUGCUUUGCCGGCCAUCAAUCAGGGCAUUCGUCGCCAGCUGAUACCACGUCCACGUCGCCCGCAAUCCACGACAGCACAGCCAGCAUCUAGCACUGCCUCGGUCUGGUCAUCGUCAUCCUCAUUGCCAGGACACUCGGCUCCGCCACUGUCACGUCGCCAGCAGAGUCGCCGUCGUCCCCACAAGUACAUCGAGGUGUACAGUCGUCCGCCCAGCAAAUCCGCCGUACUCACUGCCACCUCGAGCAGCCAGCUCCUGGAUGAGGGUCAGGGACAGCCACAGGUUAACCAGGUGGCACAGCGACGACGAAGCGGUAGCAUUGGACCCGCAAAGAGUGAUCCCAAGGUCAUUGUCCAUGGACGUGGCAUCAUUGAGUGCCGGGCGCAGGGUAACUUUCCGCAUCCCCUCAAUUGCCGGAAAUUCAUAUCCUGUGCACGCUUCGAGGAAACCGGCGGCAUUGUGGGAUGGGAGUACACCUGUCCCAAGGGACUCACCUACGACGGAGUCGGUGGGAUGUGCACCUGGUCGCCAUCGGAUCAGCCCUGCCGGGACUAGACUGAAAAAACCAUGAACCCAUUAGCCUAUCCAGUACCAUUUUCAUUACCAUUAUCCUAUUACCUUUACCAUUACCAUGUUGUAAAUGCUUUUUUUCCAAUUUGUGAUUAGUUCCGAUGAGGUGGAAUCCGACGAGAAGGAGGAGGAAGAGUUAAAUUUCUACGUUAAUUACUCUUAUUUAAGCAUAGUGAUAUCUCAACCCAAUUUUUUUGCGCCUGCCAACUCAGCGAGUAAGCGAAAUUUUGUCUGUAUAAUAUGUAAACCCCUCGGAGGCCCCACUUCCAUAUAUAUAUCGCCAUAUAUA
This is a messenger RNA of Drosophila serrata, 8531 nucleotides long. RefSeq names its product Chitinase 6 (gene Cht6). Gene Ontology annotation, molecular function: chitin binding; chitinase activity. Lineage: Eukaryota; Metazoa; Arthropoda; Insecta; Diptera; Drosophilidae. The record is from RefSeq and is a predicted model, not a curated record. Gene Ontology annotation, cellular component: extracellular region. Gene Ontology annotation, biological process: chitin catabolic process; carbohydrate metabolic process.